This is a messenger RNA of Rhodofomes roseus, 1005 nucleotides long. Its product is annotated as kinase-like protein. The transcript is spliced from 4 exons. Bases 1 to 1005 code for a protein of 334 amino acids. Gene Ontology annotation, cellular component: cytoplasm; nucleus. Lineage: Eukaryota; Fungi; Basidiomycota; Agaricomycetes; Polyporales; Fomitopsidaceae. The record is from RefSeq and is a predicted model, not a curated record. Gene Ontology annotation, molecular function: ATP binding; protein serine/threonine kinase activity. Gene Ontology annotation, biological process: signal transduction; peptidyl-serine phosphorylation.
AUGGACUUUCCGGAGGAGGUUGCACUUAUCGAGAUCGCCGAUCGGUACCGGUUGCAGGAACUGAUAGGAGCAGGGUCGUUUGGUCAAGUAUACAGAGCAAUCGACACCUGGCAGCAUGUCAUUGUCGCGGUGAAGUUGGAACCGUGCGACUUCCGUGUCAACCAGUUGGAAAACGAGGAAGAAGUCUACGGCACCCUCAAGUACGCAGAAGGCUUUCCCGUCACGCACGGGUUCGGCACGAUGGAUGACGUCAAUUACCUCGUAAUGGACCUGCUAGGGCCGUCAUUGGAGGCGCUCUUCCACUUCUGUGGGAAGCGAUUCACUCUCGGGACGGUACUGCGGAUUGCCUUGCAGGCGGUGGACCGGCUCGAAAGUCUUCACGCGAGAGGCUACGUGCAUCGCGACCUGAAGCCUGCGAACUUUCUGGUUGGUGUAGGAGAGCAGACAAGCCUGCUCUACCUCAUCGACUUGGGCUUGGCCGUCCCGUAUAUCGAUAUCGUCACUCGCACUCACGUCCAGUACAACGAUGAACACGAGCUGAUUGGCACCCCGCUCUUCUCGUCCAUCAAUUUACACCACGGUAUCGCCCACUCGCGCCGUGACGACCUCAUCUCACUCGCGUACAUCCUCCUCUUCUUCGUCCGUGGCUCGUUGCCUUGGCAAGGCAUCCCCACUUCGGUCAAGGCCAAGAGGAACGAUCAAUUGACAAGAGCGAAGGCCAGAGCAAAACCGUCGCAGCUUUGCAAGGGGCUCCCUACUCCAUUUUGCGUAUUCGUCGAGUACGUCAUGAGGCUCGAAUUCGAUGAACGCCCGAACUAUCUAUACAUCCGCAACCUACUUCGACAGUGCCGCUCAGGCGUCGUCUCCCGCGCAGGUGAGAGUGAGAACGCGUAUGACUGGGAGCAGAGGCCAGAAGAUCGUGGUGCAAUGUAUAUGACUAUCAGCUGCAAUGUUGGCAGUGUGAGCAAGGCAACGCACGAGCCGAGCCACCCGAGCACAGAGUAG